Molecule: messenger RNA, 1875 nt
Organism: Candida dubliniensis CD36
Lineage: Eukaryota; Fungi; Ascomycota; Pichiomycetes; Serinales; Debaryomycetaceae
Exons: 1
Coding region: 1-1875 (624 amino acids)
Cellular component (GO): mitochondrion
Source: RefSeq, a predicted model, not a curated record
AUGUUAUCAAGAGUUGCCAGAUACUCAAGAACGUUAAACCAGUUGACCAGAACCAGUCAAGGUGGUUUAUUGUCAGCUGUGUUGAGAACUUCGAUUCGUCAAAAUUCAACCGACUCACCACCAUCUAACAGUGCCAAUGAAAUUUAUACCAAGCUUUCUGAUACCAAAGAUCCACAACGUAACCAAUUUUUUCAAUAUACUUGGGGUUCCUGGUUGACUAACGAUAAAUCCAAAAAGAAACAGAGAGAAACCACUUUUUCCAUUGAAGGGUUGACAUUAUUUAUCGAUAGAAUCAAUCAAUUGGAAUCAAAACUUGGUCAGCCAAAAAGUUUAGAAGGUGCAUUUGUUUUGACUAACAACAAGGAGUUAUUAGGUUCAACUAAGGAAAAAGUUAUUGUCAGAUCAAUUGCCUCGAUACAUGAGGGUAAACAUCACCGUGUUUACAAAAUCACUUUGAACACUGGUAAAGACUUGGUUUUACGUAUUCCUUACAAAUUAGACUCCGAUGCUGCAAUUGCUUCUAAAUUGAAAAGUGAAGUAGCAACAAUCGAUUUCUUAAAAUUGAAAUUGGGUUUGAAUGUGCCACGAGUUUUGGCGUAUGGUGUAGAUUCCAAUAAUGAACUUAAGAGUCCAUUUAUUUUACAAGAAUUUAUUUCUGGAGAAUUGUUGAUGAAAAAAUGGCACCCAUUGUUGCCAGACUCUGAAGAAACCAACAAAAACUUGCAUGAAGUGAUUGAUCCAAUUGCCCAAUUUCAGGACAAAAUAUUAAGUGUGACAUUUAAGAAAUUUGGCUCAUUAUACUUCCAUGAUGAUGUCGAAGGCUCCUUACAGAAUGAUGUUCCUUACGAAGGCGAAACUGAUUCAACUUUAUCAAACCGUUGGAGAAUUGGACCAAGUGUUGAAAGACAAUUCACCAGAAAUAAAAGCAAGUUGCAGCAAUCCAUUAUUGACCAAUACAACGGUCCUUGGGAUGCUUCAAACACAACUGCAUUGUUAGAGUCAGUUGCUGAUAUUGAGUUGGAAAACGCAAAAAGCAAACUUGCUUUAAUUAAUGCCGAUGCUGGAGCCAAUGAAAAUGAUAAAGUUUUAAUCACCAAGCAAAUUAAAACUUUUGAAAACUUAAAGAAAAUUUCUCCCCAAUUAAUUAAUGACAAAUCAAAGUCAAUUAUGAAUGUUCAAGAGUUAUUUAAACCAAGAUUGUAUAUACCGGAUUUAGAUCCUUUGAAUGUUAUCCAACACACGGAAAGCGAAAACUACUUUAUUGAUUUUGAAGGAUCUACUAUCAAGCCAUUUAUUUUGACUAGCUAUCCGAAAUUUGUUGCUUAUCAAGGUGCUAAAAUCUACAAUUUAGAAGAAGACGUUCCAGGAUAUAAGGAAAUGGAAGAAUUGGAGAAACAGCAAUACGAUUUUAUGUAUUAUAAGACCAGAAAUGAAAGAAUGUGGGAACUUGAAUUGAAUAAAUACAGACACGAUUUGAUUGCUGUUGCUUCUCCUCACAUUAAGGUUUUGAAAAGUCCUUAUUUGCAAGCUUUGGAUAUAAAGAACGGCAAAGACUAUUUAUAUGUUGAAGGGUCCAUCGUCCAAUUACAAGCUAUGUGGGAAGCAUAUGUUGCCAACGAGCUAGUAAAUUCCAAGGAUACAAAAUUCCCAAUAGAAUAUACAGCUGAAUACUUGGAUCAACAUCAACAGGAAUUGAGCGAUUACCAAUUAGAAACCGUCUCAAGUCCAUUUUCAGCAACUGGAGGUUGGAUUCCUCAGGACAUGUUUGAUACUUUGAAGGCACAGGGUAUUCUUGUGGAGACCAAGGAUGGUGAUUAUAAAGUUGAAACCGAAAAGGUGUUAGAAAAUCCACCUUCCCCAUCAGAAGAAAAAUAA